Molecule: messenger RNA, 2179 nt
Organism: Megalobrama amblycephala (Wuchang bream)
Lineage: Eukaryota; Metazoa; Chordata; Actinopteri; Cypriniformes; Xenocyprididae
Product: gastrula zinc finger protein XlCGF26.1-like
Exons: 3
Coding region: 103-1758 (551 amino acids)
Biological process (GO): regulation of transcription by RNA polymerase II
Molecular function (GO): RNA polymerase II cis-regulatory region sequence-specific DNA binding; DNA-binding transcription factor activity
Source: RefSeq, a predicted model, not a curated record
AUCACGUCAUAAGGCUGCGCCGCGCGCCUGCGUCUGUGAUUCGUCAGAAGAAAGAAAAACUCCUGGUGAAGCAGCUGAGCUCCAUGUGACACUAUUUUAAAGAUGGCGGUUAUUAAAGAGGAAAUUGAAGAAAUUAAGAUUGAAGAAGUUUUCAGCGUGAAACAAGAAGAUACCGAGGAACAAACAGACCUGAUGCCGCUAAAAGAGGAGAGUGGAGUAUUGAAUGAAAUUGAAGAGAAAGGACAAUAUGAAAAACAUCAUGGUUUCAUAAGUGGAGAAAAAUCCUUUAGUUGCUCACAGACUGUAAAGAAUUCCUCACAAAAUAGAGCUAAGAAGAUGGAAACUAAAAGUUAUUUCUCCUGCUUUCAAUGUGGGAAGAGUUUCAGUCAACAUGGUGACCUUAAGGUCCACAUGGGAAUUCACAAUGGAGUGAGCCCUUUCACCUGCCAACAGUGUGGACAAAGUUUCACUGAAAGAGGAAGUCUUAAAAGGCACAUGAGAAUUCACACUGGAGAGAAGCCUUACACUUGCCAUCUGUGUGGAAGAAGUUUCACUCAAAAGGGAUCCCUUAACAGGCACAUGAAAAUUCACUCUGAAGAGAAGCCUUACACCUGCAAACUGUGUGGAAACAGCUUUAAAACAGAACUAAACCUUAGUUGUCACAUGAAAAUUCAUACUGGAGAGAGGCCAUUCACAUGUGAUCAGUGUGGAAAGAGUUUCAGAUGUAAAACAACCCUUAAUGGCCACAUGAGAAUUCACACAAGAGAGGACUGUUUUAUAUGUCAGCAGUGUGGAAAGAGUUUCCCAGAUAAGCAAUGCCUUAACAGGCACGUAAAAAGAAUUCACACUGAAGAGAAGCCUUUCAAAUGUGACCAGUGUGAAAGAAGUUUCCAGUUCAACAAAUGCCUUAAGACUCACAUGAGAAUUCACACUGGAGAGAAGCCUUUCAAAUGCUCUCAGUGCGGAGAGAGUUUCACAUAUAAAGUGACCCUUGAUUCCCACAUGAGAAUUCACACUGGAGAGAGCCCUCACACAUGCAAACUGUGUAAAAAGACCUUUUCACACAAUGGAAACCUAAAGACUCACAUGAGAAUCCAUGCUGGAGAGAAGCCAUUCAUAUGUGUUCAGUGUGGAAAAUGUUUCACACGUAAAAUAUCCCUCGAUUACCACAUGAAGAUUCACUCAAGAGUGAACUGUUUUGUGUGUAAUCAGUGUGGAAGGAGUUUCCCAAACAGUAAAAACCUUAGGAUGCAUGUAUUCACCCAUGUUGGCAAAAACCCUCUCAUGUGCCAUCACUGUGGAAAGAAUUUCACACAUAAAGGAAAUCUUAAGGCUCACAUGAGAGUUCACACUGGAGAAAAGCCUUUUACAUGUCCUCACUGUGGAAACAGUUUUAGACAUAAUGUAAGCCUCCAAACUCACAUGAGAAUUCACACUGGAGAGAAGCCUUUCAUGUGCCAUCACUGUGGAAAGAGUUUCCGACAUAACAUAAGCCUCAAAACUCACAUGAGAUUUCACAUCGAAGAGAGGCUUUACAGAUGUCUUCAGUGUAAAAUAAAUUUCACACAUCAGAGAUUCUUGAAACGCCAUUUGCAAACUCAUGCGAAUGUAAGACCAUAUUUGUGUUCCAUGUGUGGAAAGAGUUUUAAAUGGCUUGGCCAUUUAAAAUGGCACCAGAAAACACGCACCUGUGUAAAGCCUGGAACACACCAAGCCGACAGUUGGCCGUCGGACAAUUUUUGUGCGUCAGCCGACUAAGUUUCCUCGAUGUGUUCUGCACCGUCGGCUGAAGUUGGUCCCCGUCUGCUUUUUUUCACCAUUGGCGAGAGAGAGAACUCCGAUUGGCUGUUCAGUAUAGCAAAGCCAGUCAGUUCACGAGAAUACAAGCAAAAGUUACGAAAGCAAGCAAAUAAAUCAUGACGGCACAGAUAGAAGAUUGUUCUAAUUUUACGUCAUCUUACCUGAGCACUUGAAUGCACAAAUAUUUUCAUAAUAACAUGAGUGGAGUGGAAUAAAGAACGUGAUCAGCAUGAUUGAUAUUCAGAACAGUAAGCAAGUGCUAAUUUGUUUAUGGUUUGUAUACAUACAGUCUUAGUUUCACUUUCCCUUUUUGAAUGAUGAACAUAGACAAAUAUAUGAAGAGUUUGGUUCCAAAACGCUAUAAAUCCAUUUUGAUUAA